AUGCAACAUAACUCUGGCUUUGAUUGGGAUCAUGUGACCGAGAAAUUUACUGCUCACGAGCAUAUAUGGGAAGAUUACUUUAGGGUAAACAUGUUAGAACAAGAUUUGAGAAUUGUUGUUGGUUGUGGAACUGUUAUUGUUACAAGCUUAGUUGCGAUAGGCGAUGGUGUUGAAGAAACUACUUUCGAGACGGAAGAAAGAAUGAAAAAUAUUAAUUUUAUGGACGAUAUAAUGUUUGAUCCAGAUUGUGAGGUGUUCGUCAACACUAAUAACACUCUUGACCAUAUGUCAUUAUCUCCGAUGCACUAUCCACCAUUCGUUCAACAUAAAAGUUCAGAAAAACUUCCAUCCGUUGGAAUGCGUAAUAGAACCAAUUUUGAAGCAAACCCCAAAAGCAUUGCAUUUGAGCCAAACAACCUCACAGAAAGUGUUAACAGAUUGUUCUUGCUCUGGACUAAAGAGUAUAAUUGUUGGGGCAUAUAA
Molecule: messenger RNA, 483 nt
Organism: Striga asiatica
Lineage: Eukaryota; Viridiplantae; Streptophyta; Magnoliopsida; Lamiales; Orobanchaceae
Source: the annotation of a GenBank genome assembly